GGUGGGUUGUGUUUAGGAGUAGUAUUAACAUGAGACAGUGAUGGUGGGUUGUGUUUAGGAGUAGUAUUAACAUGAGACAGUGAUGGUGGGUUGUGGUUUUGUUGGUUUAGAUGCACACACUCAGUGUCACUUCCCUGUUCUACUUUCCUAUCUGUCCUCUCACAGACCUCCUGAAUCAUAUCAGAAAUCUAUAUCUGCACUCUAGACUAUUCAGAAUAUGUUCCUCUGUGGCUCAGUUUGUAGAACAUGGCUCAAAGACUGUACAUUGCUUUUGAUAAGUAAAUGGCAAUAUGUAUGGACAGCAGACUACAAUAGACCACACAGUCAGUACAGCAGGCUAUGGUGAUGUUCAAUCAUGCCUCUCCUAGAUACAGCUUCUACCAGUACUGUACAACAGAGGAGGCUGGUAUACAGGAGGAUGGGCUCAUUAUAAUGGCUGGAAUGACAGGAACAUCAUUCAAUUUAUUCCUAUUUCUUCCCAAAUGAAUGAGGACAUCAUGAGGACUGGGGGCUGCAGUAAUGUAGCGAUGCCAGUAGGUGGAGCGCUAGUCUAGAACACUGAACCUUCAGUACCACUUUGAUGCAGCUGAUGAGGAGUGAUGGUCAUGGGUGUUUAAAUGGAAUGGGUUCUAAUUGAAUAACAUCAAUGAACUUUGACCUGUAUAUUCAGAACUCAGAAGGGCAAGACUGCAGGGUGGGAGAUGCAACAAUGGUCUUGAGAACAGCAGGAAGUGUGUUGGUGGUCUUUCUCUGGUCUGUGACAGUGGUACUGGGUCAGGAUGGCUGGAGUGUUACAUACACCACUCAGAGUAUCUGUACCUUGAAGGGGUCAACAGUGGAUCUGUUCUGCUCUUACACAUAUCCCAGUGGUCAUAAAGUCACAACAACCUUCUGGUUCACUAAAAUGGAGGCUGGUAUAGAACCUGAAGAUCUAGGUCAGGACCCAGAGUAUGCAGGUCAUCUGGAGUAUCAUGGAGAUAAGAAGAAAGAAUGUACCCUGAAAAUCACAGACUUGAGAGAGAGAGACUCAGCUACGUACAAGUUCAGAUUACUAACAGAUCAGGAAGGAGGGAAAUAUUCUGGAAGUCCUGGAGUCACUCUGUCUGUCACAGGUCUUCAGGUGAAGGUGACUGGAGGACAUCAGGACAAGACACUGACCUGUAUCACCACCUGUACUCUGACUGACAACCCCACCUACAUCUGGUACAAGAACGGACAACAUCUAGAUGAGAGCACCUCCCCCAAGUACAAAUACUCAGUCUCCAAUGACUAUGAAGACAGUUACUCCUGUGCUGUAAAAGGCCAUGAGGAUCUCCACUCUCCUGCAGUUUGUGAGUGUUUAUUUAUUAAGGGACAGAUUGACAUUUACUGUGGGUCGGGACAGGACUGGUCUUCAAAGUUUAAAAUAUUUUCACAUGACCCUCCCCUUGUACUGUAAAAUAAAUUGAACACCCUCCCCCUCAUAGAAUUAACUCAAAAUCAUGUUUACGAACACAAAUAAGAAUAACUGUAGCGACCUGCAUUUAUAAACGUGAAUACCGACUGAUCGAUGCCACGCAGGGCUACGGGCCAGAAGGUUGAGGGUUCCCGACCACCACAGACAAGCUCACCCUGCCUGUUCUAUUACACUGUGAUCAUAUACAAAAUAUAUGCAACACAUUUUCCACCAACAGGUUUCUGUUCCAAUGCAGCACACAGCCAAUAAACAAAGCAUACAGACUUCAGGCACUUCAAUGUCAUGGUUUGUGUUUUCAACACCACAAUAAAUAGACAAUGUAAAUCUGGACAAACAGAGAACACAUCCCUCCCUACCUUGUAGUCUUACCCAGUAUUGAAGGCUUGACAAUCUCUGAAUGUCAUUCAACUUGUUGGUGUUUUGUAACUAAUGUCUCUUUCCGUUCAUCAAAUGGCUGCUGCUCAGUUUGGAUUGAUUGACUGAUUGAUUUUAUUUGUCAGUUAAAGAAAUACAUAUAUAAACCAUAUUAUUUUAAGUGACCAGGAUUGUUGUUUUAAAGGAUUGUACAAUAAAGUUGGGGACUUAUAUCCAUUGUG
Messenger RNA from Oncorhynchus kisutch (coho salmon), 2052 nucleotides. RefSeq lists its product as uncharacterized. The record is from RefSeq and is a predicted model, not a curated record. Lineage: Eukaryota; Metazoa; Chordata; Actinopteri; Salmoniformes; Salmonidae. The coding region runs from base 647 to 1438 and encodes 263 amino acids. The transcript has 4 exons.